Molecule: messenger RNA, 1194 nt
Organism: Limulus polyphemus (Atlantic horseshoe crab)
Lineage: Eukaryota; Metazoa; Arthropoda; Merostomata; Xiphosura; Limulidae
Product: transcription factor Sox-9-B-like
Exons: 2
Coding region: 1-1194 (397 amino acids)
Biological process (GO): regulation of DNA-templated transcription; cell differentiation; anatomical structure morphogenesis
Molecular function (GO): RNA polymerase II cis-regulatory region sequence-specific DNA binding; DNA-binding transcription factor activity, RNA polymerase II-specific
Source: RefSeq, a predicted model, not a curated record
AUGGGUUUUAUUCUUACAGGGAAGAAAUGGCGCAGUCUAACACCCCAGGACAGACGGCCCUAUGUUGAAGAAUCGGAGCGGCUUCGAGUUCAACACAUGCAUGACUUUCCACACUAUAAGUACAGACCACGUCGACGGAAACAGCAUUCCAAACGAGGAGCUCGAAAAGGAACAAAUUCGAGCUCUCCAACCCAGAAUCCGUCCAUAACAGGAUUGCCAAACUAUAAAAAUGGUUAUUCUUUUUAUUACCCGGUUACCACUGACAUUUCUUCCUUUUCAACAGGACCACGAACUUUAAGAACAAGUGAACUAGGUGGAGUUCAAACUCCCGAUUCCUCUCCUCAUGGGAGUCCAUGUUCUGAGGUUCCAGCACGAAGGAUAGAACGAUAUCGGAUCCAUGAAUAUACCGAAUUGACUAAUAUUGGUCUCGAUUCCAUCCAAUCUCUUCCUACUCCUGAAAUGUCUCCAGUUGAAACAGAACUUGACAGUUUCGUACUUCGAAAUGCACUGAAAGAAAAACAUAAGAUAAAGAACCCAGUAGGUCAGUUGGUGGCCAAAUUUAGCGAUUCUUCUAGUUUUUUUCAGGAUAUAAAGCCUCCAUUUCAAAACCAAAUACAUCAAGGGAUUGGCCAUGUGAUCAAAUCAUGUCAGGACACACGUCGUCCAUCGUGUGCACUGGAACGUCAAAACAGCUUUUUGUCCAUGUACACCCAAGAAGCCCAUUCUUCAUUUCAAAAUGUUUCGGUCCAACAAGGUCAAGCAUGCAGCCCCACGCCAUUGACACCACAAUCGCGUUAUCUACAUUAUCAAGUUUCCAACAGUAAUUACUCUCCUCAACAAGAAUAUCCAGACUCAACCAUGAUGGAGCAUGCACUGAAAGAUAGCAUAACUAUUUCUUAUCCAGAAGUCGACUCAUCAGAGCCAUCGUCGUUUUCUUCCCAGUUCCCCACGGCCUAUGAGUGUAAUCCUAACUUCAACUUUCGGAAAGUUUAUGAGAGUCAGUCAUCACCUAUCUUCACUGGUCAAGAUUCUCAGCUAGACUCUUUCGAAGAUAACUAUGGUCAGCUUUCAUCCAACAGAACUCCUUGCUCCCUGUACUCAAGACAAGACAUUAGCACCCCUCAACAAGACACGACAGAUGACACUUGUGGGGUCAUAGCUGCUUUGAAGGAAACCCGGCGAAUAUUCUCCUAA